This is a messenger RNA of Cetraspora pellucida, 222 nucleotides long. Lineage: Eukaryota; Fungi; Glomeromycota; Glomeromycetes; Diversisporales; Gigasporaceae. The record is from the annotation of a GenBank genome assembly.
AAAAUUUAAUUCUUAAUAAUUUUGCUUUUAGUAUUUCUAAUGACUUUACUUCUAGUACUUCUAAUAAUUCUGCUUCUAAUAUUUCUAAUAAUUUCACUUUUAGUACUUCUAAUAAUUCCAUUUCUAGUAUUUCUAAUGAUUCUAUUUCUAGUACUCUUAAUAAUUCUAUUUUUAGUAUUUCUAAUGAUUUCACUUCUAGUACUUCUAAUAAUUACACUUCUA